Molecule: messenger RNA, 5446 nt
Organism: Homarus americanus (American lobster)
Lineage: Eukaryota; Metazoa; Arthropoda; Malacostraca; Decapoda; Nephropidae
Gene: rb
Product: AP-3 complex subunit beta-2-like
Exons: 18
Coding region: 110-3424 (1104 amino acids)
Biological process (GO): vesicle-mediated transport; intracellular protein transport
Cellular component (GO): AP-3 adaptor complex; membrane coat
Source: RefSeq, a predicted model, not a curated record
AUUGGUCAAACCAGUUAGUGAAGAUGACAGGUGGUAGUUAACGAACGUCUGGUGUGUUGGCCGCCUGGGUCAGAUGAUCGACGUCUUAUAACCUUCACUAACUAUAAAGAUGUCUACUGGUGGCUCCUACAGUAACGAGCGGCCGCCUACAGUGGACGUGGACUAUGCCGCAGAUCCCGCCUCGGGCAGCUUCUUCAGUACAGAGUUCAAGAAAUGUUCUUUGGAUGAUAAUAAACAUGAAGAUCUUAAACAGAUGCUGGACAGUAAUAAGGACGGCCUCAAACUCGAGGCUAUGAAAAGAAUUAUUGGGAUGGUAGCAAAAGGAAGAGAUGCUUCAGAACUGUUUCCAGCUGUUGUGAAGAAUGUUGUCAGUGCCAACCUGGAAGUGAAAAAAUUAGUGUAUGUUUAUCUAGUGCGUUAUGCUGAAGAGCAGCAGGAUCUGGCCCUGUUAUCCAUCUCCACUUUUCAACGAGCUCUCAAGGAUCCCAACCAGCUGAUUCGAGCAUGUGCCUUGAGGGUGUUGUCAAGUAUCAGAGUUCCUGUUAUUGUACCAAUUAUGAUGCUGGCUAUUAAGGAUGCUAUGACGGAUAUGUCUCCUUAUGUGCGCAAGACAGCCGCUCAUGCCAUACCAAAACUGUACAAUCUUGAUCCUGAGCAGAAAGAGGAAUUAAUACAAGUAAUUGAAAAGCUGCUGUCAGACAAGACCACACUAGUAGUUGGCUCAGCAGUGAUGGCAUUUGAGGAGGUCUGCCCAGAGCGAAUUGAUUUGAUCCACAAAAAUUACCGAAAAUUAUGCAACCUGCUCGUGGAUGUGGAGGAAUGGGGUCAGGUCAUCAUCAUAAACAUGCUGACCCGAUAUGCUCGUACCCAGUUUGUUGACCCCAAUGCUGGUAGUGAGGAUGAUGACAGGGAAAGACCUUUUUAUGAAGAUGAUGAAGAAAUUGAAGAUGACGAGACUCUUGCAAAAAGGCCCAAACCAAUGGAUCCCGACCACAGACUCCUCCUUAGGAAUGCGAAGCCGCUGCUACAGAGCCGCAAUGCUGCAGUGGUACUAGGAGUGGCUCAGCUGUACCAGCACAUCGCCCCACGCACUGAAGUGUCACUCGUGGCAAGGGCUCUGGUGCGACUUCUUCGUUCUCACCGAGAGAUUCAGGCCGUUGUUCUCACCAACAUUGCUUCCAUGUCCACACGGCGGAAGGCCAGUGGAUGUAAAGGGGAAAAAGAUAUGUUUGAGCCCUAUCUGAAGAGCUUCUUUGUACGUUCUAGUGACCCAACGCACAUCAAAGCACUCAAGUUGGAGGUACUGACCAACUUAGCCACGGACACCAAUAUUUCUGUCAUCCUGCGGGAGUUCCAGACAUACAUAGGGUCUUCAGAUAAGGAAUUUGUGGCUGCAACCAUCCAGGCUAUUGGGAGGUGUGCCUCCAACAUCAGAGAGGUGACUGAUACAUGUCUCAGUGGUCUGGUCUCCCUCUUAUCAAACCGCGAUGAAUCUGUUGUGGGCGAGAGCGUCGUUGUCAUCCGUAAGCUUCUGCAGAGUGAGACGGUGGGGCACAAGGAUAUAAUCAGCCACAUGGCCCGCUUGAUGGACAAUAUAAAGAUCCCCAUGGCUAGGGCCAGUAUUCUGUGGCUGCUUGGGGAAUAUUGUGACAAAGUUCCUAAGAUUGCUCCAGAUGUACUUCGUAAAAUGGCCAAAACUUUUAUAUCCGAGGAUGACAUUGUGAAGCUGCAGAUCUUGACUUUAGCAACAAAACUCUACUUAACCAACCCCAAGCAAACUCGCCUUCUCUGCCAGUACGUGUAUAAUCUGGCGAAGUACGACACAAACUACGACAUACGAGAUCGUGCACGUCUCACACGAGCUUUGGUUUUCCCAUCUCAAGGUCACGAGGAUAAUAAGCUUGCAAAACAUGCUAAGAAAAUAUUCCUAGCCACCAAGCCACCACCAGUCCAACAGUCUAGUUUCAAAGAUCGCGACCAGUUCCAGCUCAGCACUCUAUCCCAUCUCAUCAAUGCACGAGCCACUGGUUAUCAAGACUUACCUCCUUUCCCCGAAGAGGCACCUGACCCUACUGUACGUUACGUGGAGCUUCCUGCAUCAUUCACCCCCGAGAACCACCAUAAACCUUCACACCCGAAGAAGAGCAAACCACAGAAGAUGAAGUCAUUUUAUUCUGAUGAAAGUUCCCCUGAGGAUGAGAGUGAAGAUGAUGCAAGUGACAGUAGCAGUGAUAGUGACAGUGAUAGUGAUAGCAGUGACAGUGACAGUUCAGAGAGCAGCAGUGAUGAAGAUAAUGAAUCAGACAGUGAGGAGGAGGAAGAAGAGGAGCCGAGGUUCAAGAGGAAAGUGAGCGGUGGCAGUAGUAAGAAACGUCCCGAAAAACACGGCGUUUCACAGUCAUCGGGCAGUGAAGAUACGGACUCUUCCUCCUCCUCAUCAUCAUCGGGGAGCGAGUCGUCGAGCGAUGAGGAAGCAGAAAACUCCGAAGAUUCUGACGAAGACGUAAAGAAAAAGAAGAAAAGUGACAGGGAGCAAAGAAAUUCAGUGCCACAAGGAAGAGGUAAUCGUAGUAAUUUAGACCUCCUCCUGGAUCUGGACGACACACCUCCUGCCAUGGACACCCCACUGCUCACUCCUUCCCUCGGUGGUCUGUUGACACCCUCACCAUCAUCCCAACCAUCUCAGCCACUUCCUCCUGGAGCUUCAAUUCAACCUGCUUCUGCCAAGUUUGUACCCACAGUUACUCAGGAGUUGCUGAAUAGAAUUAGUGGCGGAGGUCUGGCCGUGGCCUGCCGGUUUACGCGCUCUCCGCAUCUCUAUUCCCCCCGUAUGACGUCGGUUGAACUCUCAUUCACAAAUAACGGAAGUGAAGAAAUUCGUGAUAUUAGUGUUGGAAGUAAGAAGCUUGCGCCAGGAAUGGCUCUCCAUGAAUUUGCUGGUAUUGCUGUCUUAAGCCCUGACACCACCCUGAAUGGAACCAUUGGUGUAGACUUCAAUGACACCACUCAACCAGCAAUGUUUGACCUGGUAGUAGGCGGCCGAACAUUCAGCAUUAAUAUCACAGCGCCAAUUGGAGAACUGCUGAUGCCUUUAGCAAUGAAUGAAGGUGAUUUCAAUUUAAAUCAGAUUAAACUGCGAGGGAUGAAUGAACAGUGCGGUGUGGUGAGUCUCUCCAGCGGCAACAAGGAUAUCAAGAGCCUCGUCAACCGGGUUUAUGAAACUGCUAAUCUUCUCCAAGUUCAGUGUUCCAGUAAUGACAUUGUAAAGUUUGGUGGCCAGACUGCAUCAGGGAAGGCGCUGGUACUGGUGUCCCUCUCCCUCCCACAAGAUGAACAAGAAUCUACCAUUUCUGUCAACUGUGAAAAAAUGGUUAUAUCUUCAAUGCUUCUCAAAGAAAUUAAGUCUGCCUUAAAGAGAGAUUGAUUGAUUUCAACAACUAUAAAGAGUUAUUAAUAUUUGACAACAGAGUGAUUAAUUAUAAUUUUAGGAGAUGGCCCUAUACAAAUUGGCUGUAUUAAUGAAAUGAAUGGUUCAUUUUUACCAAUGUUGAUAGUAUAAACUCAACUUCUGAUGUAUUAUGAUUUAGCACCCUAUGAUAAAAGACUAGAUGAUUCCCGGUAGUUCUGUAAUUUCACCUCGGGUGCUGUAGCAUGCAUUCAGAAAAUAUAUAAAAGUCUGUUGUGGCUUAUAUACAGGUUGGCUUGACCAUCAGUGGUGCUAUAUCAAGUAUUGUAAGGUUCCCCAGGGAGUUGUAUAUACAGUACUGUACUGUAUAGUGAAAGAUUGAAGAUAGUAUGAGGAUAGUAAUCUACACAGCUGAAUUUUUAUUGUUUUAAAUGUUAAAGCUUUAUGUUGUUCCAGUUUGUAUCUUUUAUUUCAACAUCAGUAUAUUAGAUCCCAUCAUUUAUGACAAUUUUGUGUCUGCAACCUGUCAAUGUAUUCCAGCUCUUGGGUGUUUAAAUGUCACUUAUUUACAGCUUAAAUACAACAGUAGUGUACAGUUGGGUGACACAGUACUAUACUUAAAAUGUUGGGUCAACUAUUUCUGAUGGCAGUGUUUGGCUGCUGAAGUUAUAUAUGUUUAUGUAUACAGUAUGUAUAUAUUGUCAAGAAUGUAUAUUUAAAAUUUGUUGAAAAUCAGUAACAUUUCAUUUUCGAGUCUGCUCACACAGUACAUAUAUAUAAAACCUGUAUAUAGAACAUUUAUUUUUCAAACAUAUACUGUACAUCACUACAGUAUGUUGGCUUCUGUCAUAUUACAUAAAUAUUACCAGAGGUGUUUGCUAAGGUCCAAAAAUUUAAUUGUUCUAAUUGUAUCAGUGGUUUCUUCAUCAUCAGUCAUAGGAUGUAGCCAAAUUUUGGAGUUUUUAACCCUUAUGCCCCUGGUGACGUAUCAAGACGCCCCGGGUGAUGUUCCAGAAUGAGCACCUUUUCCCACCACUGUUUAAAUGCCCAGCGCGGGUUAUGAGGUUUCAGUGUGACUAUUUAACCUGUCACGUCACACACUCGGCCGGAGGGAAGCUUCCUGAACGUAAUUACCUACUUUUGUUCGUUUCUUUUCAUUGUUUGUCCAUUUAUCAUGUUAUACCAAAGUAAUAUUGCUAAAAGUAGUGUAGUUGUAUUGUAGUGUAGUAUUACUGGAAAAUAAUGCUAUGAUUAUGUUAUAAAUGUACUUAUUUGUGGAAUUAUUAUUAUUUUGUGCGUAGGUGACCACUAGGCUCGCCCUCAUAACAAGCUGUCCCCUCAUCUCCCUCCCUCCCCCCUUGCUGCCAGGAAAGUUGCUACAGGGUCAAUAUAUAGUUGUUCUUGCUUCUUUUUUAUGUUUUAUCAUUUAAAAGGGUUAGAAAUUAUUUUGGGAAAAGUUGAUAUUUCUCGAUUUACCCCCGGGUGGGGGGGCACCCUAACCUGGGGCUUAAGGGUUAAUAUAUUCUCUGUUUUAUAGUUUUAACUCUAGCUCUAUAACUAUACCUGAAAAUUUGUGAAGUGGGCACAUCUGAGUAAAUGGAGGAGGGUUACAACACUGGCCAUGAGGCAUUUUUUAAAAGGGGGCGUCAGUUACAGUCAUUGAUCGAUGAAGGCCCUGGCCUCUGUGUAACAUAUAUAAGAAAGAAAUAAGGCUGCCUCAGGAAUUACAAUAAGAAAAGCUUGAUAUUUCAAAAGAUAGGAAACAGAAGCUUAAAUAUGUUGAUUACCAAGAUUGAAACAUAACAGAAGAAGAAGAAGAAGAAGAAGAAAGAAUUGAGACAUGUUUAAGUAUAGGCCCAGUGUGUGGCUGAAGAGAGAACCUCUAUUAAUGGGAGGGGGAGAGUUCCUGUAUGUCACUUAUAUUGUUAAUUUAGACAACCAAGACAGAUUAAUGUACUACUUUUAAUUAUCUUCCUUAAUUUCUUUUUAUGCUGUCAAUCUCUAUAUUACAUUAAAGUAUUUACAAAGAAAAAUAGUAAA